Sordaria macrospora k-hell is the source of this 1113-nucleotide messenger RNA. RefSeq lists its product as uncharacterized. Gene Ontology annotation, molecular function: nucleotide binding. The record is from RefSeq and is a predicted model, not a curated record. Lineage: Eukaryota; Fungi; Ascomycota; Sordariomycetes; Sordariales; Sordariaceae.
AUGGCGCCCGCAACCAAGUUCAAUGUCGGCAUCGUCGGCUACGGCCUCUCGGCCAAGGUCUUCCAGAUUCCGUUCGUCGCCCUGACCGACUCUCUUGUCCUCCAUUCCAUUGUGCAACGGUCUCCCUCGACUGGAAACUCCGCCCCCGAUGAUCAUCCCUCCGUGAAGCACUUCACAUCCAUUGGGCCCAUGCUCGCGGACCCAGAGGUCGAUGUCAUUAUCAUCAGCACGCCUCCCAACACGCAUUUCGAGACUGCACGCGACGCUCUGCGCAAUGGCAAGCACGUGCUGGUUGAAAAGCCUUUCGUGCCCACGUCUGCUCAGGCUGAGGAGCUUGCCGCGUUGGCCACGGAGAAGAAGAGCGUUCUCUGUGUGUACCAGAACCGCAGAUGGGACUCGGACUUCCUGACCGUCCAGAAGCUCCUGCGGGAGGGCACUCUCGGUCGCAUCGUCGAGUUUGAGACGCACUUUGACCGCUUCCGGCUGGAGAAGCCGACCACGUGGAAGGGUCAGCUAGGCAUGGACCAGGCAGGUGGCGUCCUCUACGACCUGGGCACCCAUCUGCUGGAUCAAGUUUACGUCCUUUUCGGCAUGCCGAGUUCCGUCUCGGCCAAGUUCUUGAACCAGCGCGAGGGCAGGAUUGUCACUGGCGGCAGCGAUGAGUCAGAGCAGCCGGACAGCAUCUCGGCUGUCUUGACGUAUGCCGACACCGGCUUACUCGUGCAUGUCCGCAUCAGCGUGGUCAGUGUCGAGACUAAGCAGCCGCGUUUCCGCAUCCGCGGCACGAAGGGCAGCUAUCAGAAGUCUUUCUUGGACCCUCAGGAGGAUCAGCUCAGGGGAGGCAUGGCCGCGACUGAUACCCAGUUUGGCAAGGAGGACGAGUCCCGGUAUGGCCGCCUCUGCUAUGUCACCAAUGACGGCAGGAUCGAGGAGAAGGUCUACCCGACCGUGGAGCCAGAGACGUAUACCAAGCUCUUCGAGGGCUUUGCCAAGGCUCUUGAGACUGGCAAUACGGAAGACAUCCCCGUUCCCGCUUCUCAGGCUGCGAAGGUGCUCAGGAUCAUUGAGGCUCUCCGCGAAAGUGCGAAGACGGGCCGGGAUGCCGCUCCCUGA